AUGAAUUCCAAUGAACCAAAUAGACCAGUAGUAUUGGAAAAAAUUCAGCUAGAAUCAAGAAAGGUUUUUUCGGUAAAUAACAGGAGAGCAGCGAUUGAAGAGAGAAAGAAUGACAGAAAAUUACUCAAUAAUGGACUAAUCAAUGGAAAUUCUUUUUUUGUGAAAAGACAAAAAUUACUUGAUGAACUACCACCGCACCCAAGAAAAGUACUAUUACCUAUUAUAGAAAACCAAUUUGUAUUUUUAGGAGGAGUUGUAUUGUCUCUAAUUCACAAAGCUAUGAUGAGUAAUUUUAGAAAGAGCAUGGUUGAUUUUAUAAUUUUAAGAUCGCUAUUUGGGAAUGGAUUACUAAUAUUUUUACUAUUUGAAAUACAUUAUUUAAAAGGAAGAAUUAAUGUUUUGGCAACCAAAAGAUCAACAAGAGAUGUUAGUUCAUUAGAUUCCUCUAUAAAUAAUGUGAGUAAUCUUUUUAUUAAUCUUUCCAGAAAGUCGAAGGUAUCACUAAUUAUUUGGAUGUUCAUUUCCAGUAUUUUAACGAUAUCACAACCUUUGGUUGAUAAGUUUUUUCCAAUUCAAAUAAUUUCCUUAUCCCAGCCUUUUGCUCCUUUAAUUUCUCUCUUAAUAUUCUUCAUAUUUACAUAUAAAAUAAAUAAACAAUACUACUUUACAAAAGCCUGCAAAGACAAAAUGAUCUAUACUAAAUUAAACGUUUGCGAUAAUAAUCAACCAGAUGUUUCAAUUAAUAUUUCAAAUUCCUCAGCAUUUGAAAGCAACAAAAUAACUGAAAAUAUUAAUUUAGAAACAGAGAAACUAUUUCAAAGAUCAAGAAUGAUUGCUGAUAAUAAAAUCUCUUAUCAAAAUUUAUUGAUUAUUUUCCUGAGCUUCAUUUCUCUUUUUUCAGUUACACCAAUUAAAGGAAUGACAAUUUACUUUAAGAAAACAACCCUUAGCUUUUUAUUUUGUGGACUUAUUCCAACAUUAAUACUUCCUUGCUUGCAUGAUGUCAUUUUUCAUCUAAUUUGCAAUCGAAUUUUGAGGGAAUUAAUGGCAGAUAAAAUAGAAUCUAACCCAAAAUACAACAUUAACUUCACCAGAAUUAGCCCGAUUGAUGAUCUAAAAAGGAAACUAUGUAACGUAUAUAUUCACCUUUUUAUGACUUUGGGACAAAUUUUGAUAGUAUUACCUGUUUGCAUCGGAAUUAAAGCUAUAUUUUAUAUGAAACUCUCAAAAUUAACUUUGACAAGUGGGAAUGUUUCUAACUUAAGUUUAUUUGGGUCAAUUUUUGAAUCCAUUUUUGAUAUUGGCAUAAAGGAAAUUGCUAUUAUUUUAUUUUCGGUAGUUUCAAUGCUUGGAAUUUAUCAGAGGUGUAAAACUAACAAUGUAGAAACUUUUGGGUUAACAGGUUUGAUGUCUGUUCAAGGAUUCCAAACUCUUCUAAGUACAUCUCUAAAAAGCAGUUGGUCAAAUUGGCUUAAUAAUAACCUUACUGGUUUAAUUCUCUCCAUUUUAUCAAUUGUAAUUUUAAAAUUUCAAGAUAUAAUUGGUACUUUAAAGAUUUUUUAUUUAUAUUCCAAGUGGAUUUUAUAUUUUAAUACUGAAGUUAUGAAUAUUAAAGAUGAAAGAAUUUAUGAAUACGAGAAUACUAAGUUAUAUAAAUCUAAAAUAAGAAUUAUUGGGGGAAGCUUUGAUGUAAAAUCCAAUACUUCAGAUUCCCAUUUAGAUAAUAAGUCUCAUAAUGCAAAUCAAACCUUGAUAGAUGACGAAGUCUCGUUAAAAUCAGACAGUGAAUCUGAGAAUAUAAAGUCAUCAAUAUAUGAUAAUGACGUAAACAAAAAGACUAGUAUUGAGAACAUUAAAACUACUUUCUCGGGAAAUAUGAAAAAGAAUAAUAAAAUUACGCAUAAUAAUAAAGCUGAUUUAAAAACUAGUACAAAUAAUUUUGUUGAAACACCAAUUAUGUCAGCAAAAGUUGUUGUUUUACAAAACUAA
Messenger RNA from Cryptosporidium ubiquitum, 1989 nucleotides. RefSeq lists its product as uncharacterized. Bases 1 to 1989 code for a protein of 662 amino acids. Lineage: Eukaryota; Apicomplexa; Conoidasida; Eucoccidiorida; Cryptosporidiidae. The record is from RefSeq and is a predicted model, not a curated record. The transcript has a single exon.